CCGAAGGGACCGCUUCUGACAUUUUGCGUGACAGCCGCAAAAAGACGCGAACGUGAAACCAGAAGGCAAACACCGCUAAACGAACGGGCAAAGGUCGAACAAGCGCAAAAACAAAGGGAAAAAUCCUGCGAAAAUGUCAACCGGGUCGUAAAUUUUUUUCGGAAAAAGUUGUUGCCCUUCGUUUGCAGAGGAAAAAUCGUUUCAAAAGUUGAAAUUUUGGUGUGAAAAUUGUGGUCACUUGUUGGCGGUAGCAGGGCGGAAGUUUACGGGUGAGAUUGAGCGUAGGAACGAUGAAAUCGAAGCUUUUGGGGCGUUCUAUCUGAGAGCCUUCGAUUUGGUCAUCGGAUCGCGCCCUUGCUUUUUUUCUGUGUUGCGAAAGCAGUUUUUUUGUGUUAUCGUGCUGUGUGCCUUCAGCGCUUGGCGUUCGAUUACGAGACUCGAAUGGUGUUCGGGACUGUUGAUCGGAGCAGGUGAAAUCGAGCGCUUCUCGUUCGCGGGGUGUGUCCUUGGAAGGGGUGGACCCGGUGAUUAUGGAGGUGGAGUCUACUUUCCCAACGGAGAUGUGCUAUUUGUCAGAGAAAAUGGUCGGAAAGCAAAACAAUCAUGAACAGCCAUCGCCAAAGAGCAGCAACAAUGGGACGGUUGCUCCGAAGGCCGAACCGGAGGAGGAUGAAGAUUCGGCAGCGGAUCGUCUACCUUCGAGAGAGGAACGGUAUGCUGAUGCUGGGGAGGAACCCACCUCGAUGGAUGAGAAGCCAAGCAAUGGCGAUUCGAACGAACAUGGCGGGUUGGAGGAGGAUGGCCGCCGGAAAAGCGAGGACGUUCGUCAGCAACGUUCGGCGGUCCAGUGGAUCAACGACGACGAUGAAAUCGAAAUGCUGGACAUGUCCUUGACAAUCGAUCCGCCCAACAUUUUCAAUCGGGUCAACAGCGCUGACAUAAUCUACCAGUCGCGGCGAAAGAAGUGCAAACUGGUCGGGAAGUACGUGAUGGGGGACGUUCUUGGCGAGGGAAGUUACGGCAAGGUUAAGGAAGUGCUGGACUCCGAAACGCUGUGCCGGAUGGCUGUGAAGAUUCUCACCAAACGAAAACUGCGGCGCAUUCCAAACGGAGAGCAAAACGUCCGGCGAGAGAUCAAACUGUUGCGCAAGUUGCGCCAUAAAAACGUGAUAGAGCUGCUCGACGUGCUGUACAAUGAGGAGAAGCAGAAGAUGUAUCUGAUAAUGGAGUACUGUGUGGGAGGACUGCAGGAGAUGCUGGAUUCCGUUAUUCCGGAAAAGAAACUUCCCAUGCAUCAAGCUCACGAUUACUUCGUACAGUUACUGGAUGGUCUGGAGUAUUUGCAUGGUUGUGGAAUUGUCCACAAAGACAUUAAGCCGGGAAAUCUCCUGCUGACGCUGGAUCAUACCCUAAAGAUUUCGGAUUUCGGUGUCGCGGAGGCAUUAGAUAUUUUCGCUCCAAAUGACGAUUGUACAACCGGGCAAGGUUCGCCAGCGUUUCAACCGCCGGAGAUAGCAAACGGCCAUGAAGUGUUCUCCGGUUUCAAAGUCGACAUCUGGAGCACUGGAGUUACGCUUUAUAACAUUACCACGGGUCUGUACCCGUACGAAGGUGAUAACAUUUACAAACUGUUGGAAAACAUUAGCCGAUGCGAUUGGGUCGCACCCGAUUGGCUGGAAAGCCGUCUCGCCGACUUGGUGACCAACAUCCUUCAGGAGGACCCUGCGAAUCGCUUUAGUUUACAACAAAUUAGGCACCACGAGUGGUUCAAAUUUGCACCGGAGGCGACGUGCCCUCGGGUACCGGUGCCCCCGCUCAAGGGGGACUCCAUACGACGUUCCACUGUAUUGCCUUAUCUGGAAGCCCAUCACUACGAGAUCGAUCGGGACUACGGGGUUUACUUUACCGAGCACGAUAUUAACGAGGAGAUAGCCCGCCAGCAGCAGCAGAGUGCCUCGCUCGACCCUCGCUACCUCCAGAGUGGCGGCUUCGACUCGCUAUCCUUCACCUCGGACGAUUUACCGCCCUCGCACUCGUACCAUCAGUAUCCUCACGCUUCGCAUCACUAUCAGCACCAUCACCACCACCGGCAUCACUCGCAUCAGCCAUCGUCCUAUCACAACAACGGUAAUAGCAAUGCGAUGGCCGCCGCCGCCGCCGCCCUGCCGAGACCAGGCUACUCCGGCGAGGGUUCCGGCGAUGCCGAGAGUGGCCAACGGGAGAGCCACCGGAAGAUGCGAAGCUUUUCGCUGUCCCCGAAAGCCAGCUCGCGGCAUGCGACCAACUCGGCUGCCAAGGCCGAGACGGAAGCCGGGUCGGCCGGAAAUUCCAAACGGGCGCGCUCGCGGAAGCCCGUUUCCUGUAUCUCAUGGCGCAAGUGGUCCCACUGUCGGCAGUCGUGAAGCAGCGACGAGGAGGACGAUGAUGAGGAGACAGGUGAGAGUACGGAUGAGGAUUAGAGAGGGGGGAUGAUGCCAUUUUGUUGAUUAUCUCAGAUCAGUUUAGAAACAAAUUAUGGAAGGUCGUAGGACACAAAGGGGAAAUGGUCACAGGUCGGUUUCGACCUUUUGUUAUUUGGGAUGAUACAGAACAAACGGUACAACUGCAUGGAAGUAAUCUUCUUGAUUCAGCUAAGUUUUAUCCGGCAAAGAGACUCAAACAUGGAUGAGUCUCGUGUAGGCAUACUUUCAAAUUUUUAGUCUAGCAAGCAAUUUGAUGUGGUUUAUUAGCUUUGUUAAUCAUCCUGUGAAAUUUUAGAUUCCGUUAAACUCGGUGCAGAUUUGUGAGAAACUAUGUUCGAUUGUGAAACUCAAACAAAUUAGAUUUUCUUUUUCGGUAGGUAGGUCAGAUUGGAGGGUAAACUCGAAUGCAAAAAUUGUGUUUGUAUUUUGAAGUCGUCAAAUUCCCAGAAAAGUCGGUGUAGGUAUCACUAAGUAAUUGACAAAUCGCUGCUGUCUGUAAAACAGUGAUGAAAAUGCGUGUCCUAUUUUAAUGUAUUUGGUCUAAUAUAUUUGCUUUGUAAUAAUGAUCGAUCAGUUUAUGUGCAUUUCAUAAAUUAUAAAACUGCACCCACCUGAGAUUUCAAUUGAAAUAAUGCGAAAGUGUUUCAGCGCUAUCUACAUUAUCUACAUUUGUCGACUAUAAAAAAAAAACUCUACUCCAGCGCUAAGCGUAUUGCGAAGCACCGUCUUCGUCGGUCUUCAGAAUUUCCUGCGAGAAUUAUUCCAGAAAUUCCAUCGGGAAUUCCUUCAGAUGUACCAUGAGUAAUUCCUUUAGGUACCUAUUCCUUCGGUAAUUACUCUAGGACUUCCACCGUGCGUUUUAAAGGAGCUUAUUUUGGAAUUCAUUCAAUAUUUCAUUCAGAAUUUUUGUCAGGCGUUUUUUCAAGGAAUCUUCCAAAAGUUCUUUCACAAAAUUCUCCACAAAUUAUUCGGGGAAUUUCUUGAGGAAUUCCUAAGGUAUGUCAUGGAAGAAUUUCCUAAGAAAUUCCUGAAUCAAUUUCCGAACGAAGUCCUAACUCGCAACAAAUUUCUUGGAGGAGUUAUCGGUAGUUUGUCCCUCUAUUAUUGGCUAUUUCCGGAUAAAAUUGGUUUUAGGUGGAAUUACAUAAUAGCUUCCAACGAUAACUUCUUUUUUGGGGGAAUUUUCAAUAUUAUUCUUGCAGAAAUUUUAAAAGGAACUCCUGGUGGAACAAUUUGGAACAAUUCGCAAUAAAACUCCUAGAGAAAUUCCCAAUGGAGAAGUUCUCAAUUAAGUUGCUGGAAAUAUUGGAAUUGAAUUUCCCGUUAAAAAAUUCUGGAGAGAUUUUCAAAGGAAUAUCUAGAGGAAUGCUGAAAUGAAAGCCUGGAGGGAUUUCCGAAAAAGACCAAGAGCAAUUUCCGAUUGAAUUUCUGAAGUUAUUCUGUAUUCAACACUUAGGAGAAUUCCCCAUGUGACUCCUGGAGGAAUUCUUAAUGAAUUUGCUGAAGGAGUCGCUAAUGCUAACCCAGGAGAAAUUUCCGAUGAAACUCAUGGAGAAAUUCUUCGUGAAAUUAUCGAAGGAACACGUACAUAAAAUCCCAAUAAAAUUCUUCGAGGAAUUGCCAAUGGAAAUCCUUGAGGAAUUCUGUAGAAAUUCUUAAAAGAAAAACUGGAGGCAUUCAAAGUGCAAUUACUGGGAAAAUCAUAAUAAAAUUCCUUCAAGAAUUGCUUAUAAAACAUCUGCAGGACUUACCAAUGGAUAUCCUGAAUUCCUGGAAAUCCUGGAAGAACUAAAGAAGGAAAUCCUAGUAGAAUUCUUGAGAAAACUCUUGGAGAAAUUAUCGAGGGAAUUUCUGGAGUAAUCAUGAAUGAAAUUCUUGGAAAAAUUCGCCCAAUAAAAGUUAUAGUAGAAUCCCUAAAGAGAUUCCUAAUGGAACUUUCGGAGGAAUUCUCAAUGCAACUCCUGGAGAGAUUAUUGAAAUAAAUACUAAAAGAACUCUCAGAUAAGCUAUUGGAGCAAUUCACGAAUGAACUCCUGCAGAAAUUUUCAAAGGAACUCUUGGUGAGAUUUCCAAAAGAACUCUUGGAGUAAUCCUAGGAGGAACACCAGGGAAAUUUUUAACAAACUUCUAGAGCAAUUGUUAAAGAAACUACUAAAGAAAUUCUUAGGGAAACUCCUGAAGAAAUUUCCGAAUGAACUCAUUCAGAUAUUCUCGAAGAAACUUCUGAAACAGUUCCCAAAAGAACUCCUGAAGAAAUUAUCUGUGAUACUCCAGUCUAAAUUGAAGCAUUUUUUUAAGCAUGCAAGAAAUCAUAGAGGAAUUGCCGAUGUAUUUUCUGCAUCAAUCUCUUAUGGAAAUCCUGGGGUAAUUUCCGAAGGAACUCCAGGAGAAAUUCCCGAAGGAAUUUCUACCGAAACUUCCAACGAAACCCUUGGAGGAAAUAUCAAUGAAACAUCUGGAGAAAUUUUUAGAGAAACAUUUACAGGAAUUUGAGUGUAAAAUUAGCAUUAGCAAAAAUACACAUAAAUAAAAACAUAAAAAAUAACAGGAAUCCCCCGAAGAACUCCUGGGUAAUUUUAAAGGAACCGCUAAAAUAAUUGUUUAAAGAAUCCUUGGAGAAAUUCUCGAUGAAACUUUCGAUGAAAUCCCGAAUGAAACUCGUUUGAACUACUGGAGGAAUUCCCGACUGAAAAAAUAACCGAUGGAACUCCUGAACGAAAUACCGAUGAAACUCCUGGAGAAACUCCGGAUGGAACUCUAGGAGGCAUUCCCAAAAAAAAACUGCUUGGGGGGUUUUGCAAAGAAAUUCUGAAGGAAUCCAUGGAGGAAUUCCCGGAAGAAUCCCUGGAGAAAUCCCAGAAGAAAUCCCUUUAGGAAUCCCUGGAGAAAUCCCUGGAGGAAUGCCUGGAGGAAUCCCUGGAAGAAUCCCUGGAGGAAUCUCUGGAGCAAUUCUUGAAGGAAUUUCUUGAAGAAUUCCUGGAGGAAUUCCUGGAAGAAUUCGUGGAGAAAUCCCUGGAGGAAUCCCAGGAGAAAUCCCUUGAGGAACCCCUGGAGAAAUCCCUGGAGGAAUGCCUGGAGGAAUCUCUGGAGCAAUUCUUGUAGGAAUUUCUUGAAGAUUUGCUGGAGAAAUUCCUGGAAGAUUCUCUGGAAGAAUUCCUGGACGAAUCUCUAGAGAAAUUCCUGGAGGAAUCCCUGGAGAAAUUCCUGGAAGAAUCCCUGGAGGAAUUCCUGGGAAAAUCCCUGGAGGAAUUCUUGGAAGAAUCCCUGGAGGAAUUCCUGGAACAAUCCCUGGAGAAAUUACUUGAAGAAUCCCUGGAGAAACUCCUGGAAGAAUCCCUGGAGGAUUUCCUGAAAGAAUCUCUCGAGGAAUUCCUGGAAAAAUUCCUGGAGGAAUUCCUGGAACAAUCCCUGGAGGAAUUACUUGAAGAAUUCCUGGAGGAAUUCCUGGACGAAUCUCUAGAAAAAUUCCUGGAGAAAUUCCUGGAAGAAUCCCUGGAGGAAUUCCUGGAAGAAUCCUUCGAGGAAUUCCUGGAAGAAUCACUGGAAGAAUUACUUGAAGAAUCUCUGGGAGAAUUCCAGGAAGAAUCCCUGGAGAAAUUCCUGGUGGAAACCCUGGAGAAAUUCCUGGAGGAAAUCCUGCAAGAAUUCCUGAGAGAAUCCCUGGAGAAAUCUCUGGAAGAAUUCCUGGAGGAAUUCCUGAAGUAAUUCCUUGAGGAAAUCCUGGAGGAAUUCCUGGAGAAAUUCCUGGUGAAAUCCCUGGAGAAAUUCCUGGAGGAACUCCUGGAAGAAUAACUGAAGGAAAUCCUAAAGGAAUCUCCGGGGAAAAAGACCAUAUUUACUUUUGUGUACACUUCAUACAACUCAAGAUUCAUGCGUUAGCGCCAUAUAUUUUUUCAGAGAUUGUUUCCGGAUUUGCUUGAGAAAUACCCUCUGAGAUUAUCAAAUUUCAGAAAUUAAUUCGGAGAUCCCUCUAGGAUUACCCCUACCAAGAUUACCUCAGCAUUUUUUCUGAGAUUCUUCCAGGGAUUCUUUCUGUGGUUUCUACAUAUUUUUUUUCAGGAUUUCUUUCUGUGAUUCAUCAGGAAGCUUUAUCUGAGAUUCUUUUUGAGGUUGCUUCUGAAGUUCCCUCUGAGGUCCUUCCAAGAGUUUUUUCUGGAAUUCCUAACGGAUUCUAUCUCAGGAACUCCUUCCAGAAUUCCUUCCGAGAUUUCUUCUGCCACUUCAAGGGAUUUCUCCCGGGAUUUAAAAUGGAUUUUCGGGAAUUCUCCAGGAAUUCCAUCCGAAAUUCUCCUAAUAGCUUCUGAGGGAAACCGUUAAUACAGAUAUAAAAAAGAACUAGCUGGAGUGUAUCCUCCCGUAGGAACUUCAUGAGAAUUUCUAUAAACGAAAACUGCAGAAGGAAUUUUUAAAAAUGUUUCCUAACAAAAUCCCGAAGGACUUCCAUUAGAAACACCUGAAAGAAUUCCAGAAUGAACUUCCAGAGGAUUUUCAGACGGAUCUGCAGGAAUUCCAAACAGAACUCUUGGAGGAAUCUAGAAAAGAGUUCCUAGAUCAGGGUGUCUACUACCUGGAAAAACCUGGAAAACCGGGAAUCCUCAGGGAAUUUUAUUUAACAGGGAAAAACCUGGAAUACUCAGGGAAUAUCUUGAGUACUCAGGGAAAAACAUUGGGUCGUAUGAAUAAAAACCUUUGUAGAAAUUUCGCUACAAGGAUUUUUCCAGAAAUUCCUUCAGGGUUUCUUUCUGGAACUUCUUUAGAAAUACCUCCUGGAAUAUCUAUCAGGAUUUCUUAUAAAAUUCCUUCCGCAUUUUUGACGCUUUUUUAUUAGUAUUCAUUUUUGAUUUUUUUUUUCCGUAAAGGUUUACUUCCGGAUUCCUUCCAGGAUUCCUGAAUUCCAAACGAUUUCUCCUGGAGUUUUUCACGGGGAUGCUGUUUCUUCCCGGAUUUCCUCCAGUGUUUUGCUCAAAGAAAUAUUCGUAGGAUUUUUACCAUAAUUUAUCCCGAAUGCUCUAUAAGAAUUUCUUUCGGGAUAAAUCGUGGAAUUUCUUUCGGCAUUACUUAUGGAAAUUUUAUGCCAUUUCUUCCGGUGUUACUCCUGGGACUUCCUCAGAAGAUUUUUCCAGAAUUUCUUUCAGAGUUGCUAAAGGAGUUAUUCCUGUGGUUUCUACUAAAGUUCCUCCAAGGGUUUCUGAAGGAGUUUUCACGAAUUUACUGCAAGAGUUUCUCAAGAGAUUUCUCUCAUUUUUUUCCUGUGAUAUCUUCAAACAAUUUGGGCUUUGGGCUUUCUUCGAGAUGUUCUUCCUGGUCUCCUACAGAAAUUUCUUAAAAGUUUUUGCGAAGUUUAUUUCGAAGUUUUACCUGAAAUUUCUCUCGCAGUAUCUCCUGGAACUUCUCUCAGAAGAUUCCUUUUGAUGUUGGUCAUUGAGAUGCCUCUCAGAGUUUUUCUUAAUUUACGCUGGACUUUCUCCCAAGAUUUUUUUUUCAGAGUGCCUUCUGGGAUUUCCACAGGAGUUAUUACUGAUAUUUCUCAUUGAAUUCUUCUCUUGCAUUCUUUCAGAGCCAGGUUGUUCCUUGUAGUUGUGCCGGAUUUCUUUCAAUGAUCCAUCUGAGAUUCUCUGCAUUAUUCCCAAAAUUCUUCCCGGUAUCCAGAAAUUGUCCAGAGAUUCUGGAUACUAUUUUAGGGAUUUCUAGCAAAGUUAUUGCAGGGAUUCUUCUACGAGUUUUCCUCAGAAUGUCUCCUGAGAAAACCUACGAAAUACCUUAUAGGAAAUUCCUGGAGAAAUUUUCGAGGGAAUUCAAUUGAAAUCUUGCGAGAAACUCCGCAAAGUGUUAGUGAAGAAAUCUCGACAGGAACUUCAGGAAAAACCUGAGAAAAAAUGAGACAUCUCGAAAAAAGUUCUAGGUAAUAAAUAAUACUAGUAAUCCCGAGAAGAAAUAGGCAGUUUGUUUUGGAUGAACCAUCAGGAGGAAUCCAGCGAGAAUCUCUGGAAGUAUAUCGGAAAACCUUCGCAAGAAAUAUCGGAACGUACUCAAACAGAUAUCUCGUGAAAGAAUCCUGCGGAUAGCCAGGGAGAAACUUUGGAAGAAAUUCCAGAAAUUACGCUCAGAAAUCUUGAAAGAAUUUUCGAAGAGUAGGGGAACUUACGUAUUUUCGGCAGUUUUGUCCUUUUCGUCAUGCAUUUUUUUAAAACCUUUUGAACUCAGACUUGGCAUCAAAUCCUUUCCAAUCAAGCUGAAUAUGAUCAAGCUUCAGGCAAUUUGGCCGACAACAAUCCCUCAUGACGAAGAGUGUGUGGCUUCGUGGUCGUGCGGCUAGUGUCACCAAGCAUAUAGUCGCAUCGUGCUAGGAGCGCGGGUUCGAUUCCCGCCGCAGCUGUCAGGAAAAGUUUUCGGCUGCGCCACUGGGCGUUGCAUGCUAGUCCGUUGUCUAGUGUCGUGCUUCCUUCAAAGAGCGAAUAGCUCACUGGAAGUACUAAACGUGUCCGUGUCUUUUUUUUUUAGAACAAACCUGCCGAUGAGACCCUAAGUCACCCUUUAUAAUUUAAGAAAAUUUGUUUUUUUUUAACUAUAAACUUUCAAAAUUUCAUCUGGAAAAACCUAGAAAACUCAGGGAAUUUUAUUUUGAGUUAUGAGUAGACACCCUGUAGAUGUAUCCUGGAAAGAGUUCCUGAAGAAAUUUUGAAAGCAAUUUCUGAAAGAAUUUUUCAAGAACUUCCCGGAAGUUCCAAGAGGAAUCCCAGAAAGAGUUCCAAAAGGAAUCUCGGAAGAAGUUUCCAGAGAAAACCACGAAGGAGUUUCGGAAGAAAUUCCAGAGGCAUUUCCUGACAGAAGCCCAGAAAACAUUUUCGGAGGAAUCUCUGAUGGAGCUCCCAAAGAAAUCCCGGAAUGAGUUCCCGAAAGAAUCUUGGAAGUAGUUUCUGGAGAGGAAUCCCAGAAGAGGUUCCUGCAGGAAUCCCGGAAGAAGCUCCCGGUAAAAUUACCGUAGAAAGCCCGGAACUCUGGAACCAACCCCAGAAGUAGUUCCUGAAUGAAUCAAUGAAUCCCGAAAGGAGCUCUAAGAAAAAUCCCGAAGAAGUUUUUAUAGGAUUCCUGGACUUCCUGAAGAAAUCCCGGGUAAAAUUGCUGGAAUUCCCAGGAAUAUCUUCUGAAAGUAGAGGGAAAAAGCUCAACAAUAACACAUUUUAAUAAGGGAAUAAAAUAGUGAUAUUGGUUUGUUUGAGAUAAGAGGUAAAAGUACUGAAAAAAAUGUCUCAAAUUUACUGCUUGAUCGACCUCAUCAUAGCACAUUGAGCUCUAAGAUUAAGAUCUAACCAAUAGCAGUAAGUUAUCUGUUUGAUCUUCAAAUAUCAGAUUUUGCUGUUGGUCAAAUGGAUCAAGAACAAAUAUUUGAUGUCGUUUUCAGUACUUUAACGUCUUAUCUCAUUCAAAGCAAUAUUACGUUUUGAUCUUCAGUACUUGUCCUCGACUCGAGUUCCAAAAUAAACUUUUAUGAGAUUUCAGCAUGGAAUUCCUGGAGGAUGAAGUAAACUGGGAAUUCCUGAAGUAAUCUCAGAAGGUGUUCUUUAAGAAAUCUCGGAAAAAAACUUUGGAAAAAUCUCAGGAGAAAUCCUGGCAGUAGCUUGUGAAGGAAUCACAGACGAAGUUAUUUAAGGAAUCUCAGAAGAAACUCCUGGAAGAAUCCUAGAGAAUCAUCAAGAACUUCCUGGGAAUCCCACAUUAAACUCCUGGAACAAGAAACCGCGAAGGAUUUCAUGGAGGAAUUCCUGAUGGAAUUCCUGGGUGGGUGCUGCCGUGCCGUCAUCAAGUCAUAAAGCCUGUAAAAAAUGUCAAAAAAUGUAUUUCUUGAAGCAGAUAAUAAAAUGUUUUAAAGUGGUUGAUCGAGAUGUUGAUAUUUUCGCCCUGCUUAUUUCAAAAUCAAACCUGUUGCAUCUCGCCCCUCAUUUGGUGCUUUUGAGUUAUUUAUAUUUGAUAGUAUAAGAAGAAAAUUAAUUGAAAGAAAGAAGUAUUACUUCAUGCCUGACCGAACAUUCACCAAAACAUCAUCUCCUUAAAAAAAACGUGUUUCGCCACCGCGUAGACACAACUUGUGGUGUGAUUUGCACUUUGAUGUGCAAUAAAAUUAUUUUUCUAACGAAAAAAAAGGAGUUCCUUAUCUCUUAAGAGCAAAACAAAAUUGAAACAAAAAACUACUAAACUCCCGUACCCAACAAUACACACAUAAACCACUAUGUAAAUUAUUAAGAGCUAGUCACGCCGAUGUAGAGUUUAUAUGAACUUAAAAGUAAGAGAGAAAAUGGAAGAAUAGCCCCACGUUCUAUUAGCCGUACUUUGAAAUUCGGGAGGCGUCUCCGAACGUCCACAACAAAUAUUGAAUUGCAUUAUGGGGGUUGGGCUAUUGGAUGGGAUCAGGUCUUCCUUGCCAUAGAACGAGAGUAACAACAAUCUAUACGAUACAUGUAGUCAUACAAAUCAGAAAUCAACCAAUACGCGUCAUGUUCAUUUGUUUCAGUCAAUGAUAUGGGCAAACGGGGGAAAAAGCUACAAUAACUACUACCUACUGUAACAGAUAUAGAAAUUGUUGGAUUAACAUAUGUAGAAAAAACAAUUACAAAACAAGCAUUAAAAGAGACGAAUCUGCGAUGUGUUAUAUAUAGGUUAGGGAAAAGAAACCACAAGAGAGAUGAAAAGAUUGUAUAAAGAGAUCAUCGUAUUGAGACGUAAUCACUUAUAGGCGUUAAAUGAAAAGAAGGAUGGUAAGAAGCGGUAGAUUUUAAAUUAAUAUAUAUUGAAGAAAAAAAAAUACAAAGGAAAUUGCUUAGAGGCAACAAAACGAGAAUUGAUAUGAAAAUAAAGAUAAAUGGACACAGUUGACAUAUA
Molecule: messenger RNA, 11339 nt
Organism: Aedes albopictus (Asian tiger mosquito)
Lineage: Eukaryota; Metazoa; Arthropoda; Insecta; Diptera; Culicidae
Gene: Lkb1
Product: serine/threonine-protein kinase STK11
Exons: 6
Coding region: 531-2402 (623 amino acids)
Biological process (GO): protein phosphorylation; glucose homeostasis; intracellular signal transduction
Cellular component (GO): cytoplasm
Molecular function (GO): protein serine/threonine kinase activity; protein kinase activator activity; ATP binding
Source: RefSeq, a predicted model, not a curated record